This is a messenger RNA of Phodopus roborovskii (desert hamster), 1117 nucleotides long. It is a transcript of the gene Ccdc198, whose product is annotated as coiled-coil domain containing 198. The transcript has 6 exons. The coding region runs from base 196 to 1077 and encodes 293 amino acids. NCBI's taxonomy places the organism in Eukaryota, Metazoa, Chordata, Mammalia, Rodentia, Cricetidae. The record is from RefSeq and is a predicted model, not a curated record.
UCUCCAUGGAAACCAGCCUCCCAGGAAGUGGCCAGAGAAGUUAGUGUCGGGGGACAGAACUGGAAAUAUGUCAUGAAGGAAACACCUGUUUUGGUAAGCUAAGAUAAACAACUGAAAAUACUGAACUAAAUCAAGCCCCAUAAAGGCCCCCAAGCCCCCCUCAUUAUGAUUUUCUUCUGAAUAUCUUCAAGGAAAAUGGGCCUGGGCCGCUCCAAGCCUCACCCCCGGGUAAUCAAAGUCACACCUUUACAAGAAGCAGAGAUUCCCGCGGCAGGCCCUGUGUUCUAUGCAUUAAAUCGGAACCUGGAAGAAAAGAGCUCAUACCCAUUCUCUAGACUGCAGGACCAAAAUCAAGCUCUGGAAGGACUGCUACCACCUCUUCGAGAAACCUGGUAUGGAAGACAUCCUGCAGUGUCCAGGCCCAUACAUCUUGACAUUCCACUGAAACAUGAAGAAUCAAGCAUUAUCAAAAGGCAUCCACCCCGAAGAAUUCAAAAGCUUGAACCCAUUGAUCUGCCACAAGUAAUUACCUCUGAGCGACUCCUGAGCCAGCAAGAAGCCAGAACAAAACACAAAGCAAAGCAGGAACUUGAGAAGACAAUGCAGCUCUCAGUGUACACUUCUGGGAAGAGACAGUAUUUACAUAAGAUGCAAAUGCUGGAGAUGAACCAUAAAAGACAGGAGGCCCAAAUGGAGUUGAUGAAGAUCCUUCACAGUAAAGCAAGACUUGAUAUGCAAAAGCUGAAGGACCAUAAUGGUAAUAAAAUCACCCAAAGCAUGCCACGGAGCAAUGGCUAUGAAAUUGUCACCAUACUGCCUGAUGAAACCAUGAACAGAGACCAAGGAAAUCCACAGGAUGAAGAAUUCUUGGAAUAUCACGCAGGGAAUGACUAUUGUGUCCGGAAAACUGGUAAAAUGGAAGCAUGGCUCCGUGAACAAGAAGGCCAAGGACAGCUUUUCUGGGACAGCUCCAGCUCUGACUCAGACGAGCUUAGAGAUCAGAAGAGACCACGAGCACUGGUGAGGACCAGGACAGAGAGGAUCCCACUUUAUGAUGCGUUUUAUGACAGAGAAUGAGAAAUCUACACACUACCCCAGACAGUGAGGACACUGAAUG